Paramecium octaurelia is the source of this 771-nucleotide messenger RNA. NCBI's taxonomy places the organism in Eukaryota, Ciliophora, Oligohymenophorea, Peniculida, Parameciidae. The record is from the annotation of a GenBank genome assembly.
AUGUCUUAAAUUGAUUAUAUAAAAUGUGUUCUUUACUUUUCACUACUUCCAUUCGUAUUUGGAAGCGAAGCAAAUACGUCAAAAUCUCAAAAUGUUUUCGAUGACUCUUCAAAAGGGAAGAGUUGCAAAGAUUAAUGUAAAAAUAAUAGUGACUAUGAUCGAUGCUUUAAUGACUGUAAAAUCGAGAAAGAAUAACCAAUAAUUCAGAUAAUAAGCAUAACUUUUAUUGUCUUAGGAUUCAUGCUCGUCUUAUUUAUUAUUUGGAAGCGCAAGUAAGUCCUAAGAUUGUUUCGGUGUGUCCUAAACAGAAGGACUAUAAUGAUGGAGUCAAUUUUAAAUAAUGCCAUCCUAAUAAAAAACAGUAAUGUUUUGUUGAAUAAAUUCAGGAAGGUGGCUAAAAUGCUAAACUAAUCGAAAAAUGAAUUGAUCUUUACAUAAAAUGGGAAGCUUCACAAAGAAGAGGAUGUGUAAAUAAUGUGUAGAAUCAAUGAGAAAGAGUAAUACAUUUCAAUUUCUCUCUUGGGAAAUGACAAGUAUGGCACAUGGAGUGGCAAUGGAGUUACGAUUAUUGAUUUUAACAACCAACUAAAAAUUUGGUUUGUGAAGGAUUACGAAGAAUAACAAGAAGCAAGAUAAUCCGGAUUGUGGGAGCAUCUCAUCUACGAGGGAGAAUUCGAUGAAGAAGUAAAGGCUUUUAGUGGAUAAUGGCAUUAUGAUGGAUUCGAAAAUGAUUUAACUUACAGUGGUACUUGGAUCCUAAAAAUCAAAUGA